ACCAAAGGCAUCUUAUCAGCAGACGAACCUCUUUGUCCCUAAAUUCAACCUUACAUUAUCCCGAAUGGCUUCGCACCAGAAUAGGAGCUAAUAUGAAGUGCUUGUUUUGUUGCUUUUUGGCAGUAUUUCUGUUGGUAGAAGCAGCCGGAUUUUUGUUCGGUGGUGGAGAUGACAACAAUGGCCGACUAGCCUACUUUAGACUCCAUACAAGGGCAUUUGGGAAAGACUCUGUGAUAUGGAAUGACUGGGAUGGAAAGGAAAUCAAGUAUGGCGACUAUAAUCGAUUAAGGGAGUUGAAAUUCGACAACAAACUAAAAGUUGUCUUUUUUGUCCAUGGCUGGCUUGGAUCAGAAGGCAAUUGGUACAUCAUUGAUAUGUACAACGCCAUGUUAGAUACGGAAGACGUUAAUUUCUUUGCCGUUGAUUGGAGUUAUGGUUCCAACACACUUGACUACGCCCAUGCCAGACAAAAGAUGUUGGGAGGGAAAUUGCUGAUUUUGUAA
Molecule: messenger RNA, 503 nt
Organism: Owenia fusiformis
Lineage: Eukaryota; Metazoa; Annelida; Polychaeta; Sabellida; Oweniidae
Source: the annotation of a GenBank genome assembly